CGAUACCUAAGAACCAAUAGUCCCAACCCAACAGAACUACACAGAAGAAAGGGUGAAUGCGCAGAAACAGAUUUGAAUGGACAAGGAGCUUGUGACAAUGAGGAAUCAAAUGAUGCUUUUUGUGCUGUUUUUGUUGAUGACGAGUAAGGUGACCACUGCUGAUUUUGUGAACACUUCAACAACUGAUGACCCUUCAACAACCCCUGCGACCACUUCAACAACUGAUGGCCCUUCAACAACCCCUGUGAACACUUCAGCAACUGAUGGCCCUUCAACAACCCCUGGCCCACUCUAUCCAUUUGGGGCUGGAGACACAGUGAGCUCCCGAUCCGAUGAUGGAAGUUCCCCUCCUAUAACCCUGGAGCAGCCAUUUGUUUAUUUUGGAAAACCGUAUCAACAGAUACACGUGAACCACAAUGGACAUCUGACCUUCAAUGCAGCAUUUGCCAGUUACACACCAUACCGAUUCCCUGCAUUUUCCUCAAGAGAUCUGAUUGCUCCAUUUUGGACCGAUUUGGACAACAGGCGGAAUGGUACCAUCUCUUACCGGCAGUACAGCAGUGGCAGUGUUCUUCAACAGGCCACACAAGAUAUGAAUCAGUACUUCCCAAAUCUGGGCUUCUCUGUUAAUUGGGUCUUCGUUGCUACCUGGGAUAAGGUUCCCUACUACAACACUUUUGGAACAGAAAUCACCUUCCAAGUGGUUCUGAUUGCUGGUGGCCAAUCCUCCUUCAUCCUGAUGAACUAUGGGGAGAUUGCACCAACAACUCAAAAUAUUCAGGCUGGCUAUGACACAGUCAACUCCAUCCACUACUUCUCGAUCCCGGGGUCAUUUCAAAGCAACGACACAACUUUCAGUUACACCAGCAAUGUCAACGUCACUGGUCGCUGGGCCUUCCAGACAAAUGCGACCACUUCAACAACUGAUGGCCCUUCAACAACCCCUGCUUCUACAUCUGAUGAGCCAUUCGCAGUUGAUGACUUCUGCAUAGAUUCCAUUUUUUGUAAAGGACAGGGUUUGACUGGUUCCGUUUAUAUGCUGAGCACUUUGUUAAUUCUGGUGUUUCUUACCAUUUUAAAUAAUUGAUUCUUACUUUGUUGCAAUCAAGGGAGUGGUUUUAUUGGCAGCCAUAGUGCAUGUGCUAUUCGUUCGAGAGAUUUCUCUUUCAAAGUGAAGGCUGGAGUGCACUGGAAGAAUGAGAGUGGGGAAGGAGGGAGCCUAUUGUCUAAAUAUUCUAAACAGUAUUGUAUGUGCAGUUGCGCCUUUGAGUUACUCCAGAUCCACUCCCAUUUUCCUUGGGCCCUUCUUCCUGGGUGUUUUAAUGGGCUUAGCUAUUGUAUUGAUUUAUUUGUGUAGAUGGAUAACUUGAAAUAUAUUUACCUAUUCAUUAAAGUGGCAAAUUCCAAUAGAAACAAAGCGAUCACUGUGCCACUUUUUGAUAAACGGUUGAGGAAUGGGGCUGGAGAAAUGUAACCCAAAUUCAUAGAUGGAUCUAUGGGUGCAAGGACUGAGUGAUAACUAUGUUACUCUGUUGCCAGACAGCGGUGGAUUCAAAGCAGGAGCAACACAGAUGUGCGCUCCUGUCAUUCAGAUUGACUUGUGUUGAUUUAGUUCUGAGAGUGUUGGAUGUUUUCAUUAUUUUGUAUCGUUGUUUUGGCCAAGCAGAGUGAUGGUAAUUACAUUAGGGUAAGUAUUGAGAUCUGGAUCUGCCCUGGGAAGGAAAAAGUUGGAAAUAUUCUUACUUAUGGGAGCAAUUGUUAACCAAUCUCCUGACAUACAUUUUCUAUGUCAUUGUGGUAUUUUCUAGGCUUAUAGACUUAGAUAAGUGAGUAUCUUUUUACAUUGAAGCCUCCCUAUAUUUUCUCCUUGAUAACUGUAUUCUUAUUGCACAACUGUAAUUAACCUGAUUACUUUUAAAUAUAUACUGGAAGUCUGA
Oncorhynchus gorbuscha (pink salmon) is the source of this 1937-nucleotide messenger RNA. Its product is annotated as sushi, nidogen and EGF-like domain-containing protein 1. The transcript is spliced from 12 exons. The coding region runs from base 77 to 1087 and encodes 336 amino acids. Gene Ontology annotation, biological process: cell-matrix adhesion. The record is from RefSeq and is a predicted model, not a curated record. Lineage: Eukaryota; Metazoa; Chordata; Actinopteri; Salmoniformes; Salmonidae.